AUGACCAUAUCCCCAGUAGCGCAUCGGCCGGCGACUCCGGUGAUAAAGCUCAACGUUUGGGUUGCGUUCCCCAAGGGGUCUGAGCCUUAUAUCCUGCACCAACAAGGCGGCCGCGCUAGCGUGUGCGUCGGUCCCGCCGCGGCCGACAGACCCCGCCCGGGGCCCAAUGAGGCUCGCUCAGACCGACCCGACAUCGGGCACGCGGCAACGCAGACAGAUCCCCCGACGCAGAUUGAAGUUUUCCCAGACCGGCCCGGCGUUGUGUGCGCAACGGCGCAGGCUGGUCCCCCGGCACAGACGGACGCCCAAGAUGGCGGGAACGCCGACCGCCCACAAGCUUGCGCCCUGCAGGAGUACCAGUUGACGCCCAAACAACUCAAAUUCUUGCGCAUUAAACCCCCUUGCAGCUGCCGUAACAGGCGUGCCCCUAACAGACCCGGCCCCGACAACCUUGACCCUCAAAGUCGAGUCCUCGAGCGGGGUGUGUCCCGUCCUGUCCCCAAUACGUCCACCAAGCAGGAAGACAUGGCGGAGUGUCUAUUCGCCGUACUUGUGGGCACCACUGCUUCCUCGGUUACUGUUUGUUUUCUGUCUCUGUGUGGUAUCUGCAAGCCGGAGUCCAAGUUAAAGAUCGGACUGGUCCUUGGCCUUCUGUUCUCCGUUGUCCUUGUGAAUUUAUCAUUGUAUUGCGAGGACGAAUCGCCCUUUUUGCGCACGGGGCAUAUCUGUCGGCGCUGCCGUGGGGUCACCGUGGCUGGUCGAAUGCACCUGAGCUCUCUAAGGAAGAGCAAGUCUAAAUGA
Messenger RNA from Gaeumannomyces tritici R3-111a-1, 801 nucleotides. RefSeq lists its product as hypothetical. Bases 1 to 801 code for a protein of 266 amino acids. The transcript has a single exon. Lineage: Eukaryota; Fungi; Ascomycota; Sordariomycetes; Magnaporthales; Magnaporthaceae. The record is from RefSeq and is a predicted model, not a curated record.